Messenger RNA from Thamnophis sirtalis, 10848 nucleotides. Lineage: Eukaryota; Metazoa; Chordata; Lepidosauria; Squamata; Natricidae. The record is from RefSeq and is a predicted model, not a curated record.
GAUUCCUCUUUCACAACUUUUUCGUAACCUGGAGGAUUGAAUACCAAAGUGAAAAUCCAUUUAUACCUGCUGCCUUCCAGAUGUUUGGGUUCACAACUUUUGGAAAUCCUUAUCAUUGGCCUUACUGGCUGGGGCUGCUGGGAUCUUAUCUUCAUUAGACAUGUGGAUUUUUGUAGAAGUUCAUUGCUAUGGACAGUGCUAUCACCUUGUGGCAGUUCCUUUUGCAACUUCUUCAGGAAUCUCGAAAUAAAGACAUUAUUUGCUGGACCUCAAAUGAUGGAGAAUUCAAACUUUUGCAAGCAGAAGAGGUUGCCCGCCUUUGGGGAAUCCGUAAAAACAAGCCCAGCAUGAACUAUGACAAACUCAGUCGUGCACUCAGAUAUUAUUAUGUAAAGAACAUCAUCAAAAAGGUUAAUGGUCAAAAGUUUGUUUACAAGUUUGUAUCUUACCCAGAGAUAUUGAAUAUGGAUCUGCUGGUUGUUGGCAAGAUUGAGGGUGAAGCUGAGGCAGAGGCUGGCUUUGUUGAUACUAGCAACUCUAUGAAGGACAUUGAAACUUAUGGGAAAGAAAAGCAUCAGGCCAGUGUGAAAUCCUCCAGUCGCAAUGACUAUAUCCACUCAGGCCUAUAUUCUUCAUUUACUUUGAACUCUCUUAAUUCCUCCUCUUGUACAAAACUGUUUAAGAUGGAGAAUUCAGCUGAGAAGCUGACAGAAAAAAGAACUCAGGAUUCAACACCUUCAGUCAUAAAAUUUGUAACCAUGUCCUCCAAAAGGCCUUCUGUAUCUCCCCUAGCCUCAGCUACUCAACUGACCUCUACUAUCUCAGCUGCCUCUAUCGUACCUUCAGGUUCAAAUGAAAGCCUCCAGGCCUUGGAAUCUCUAGCAACAUCUAAAGGUGCAGCCACUGAAAGUUCAGCAUCUUUGACCUCUAAUUUUAAUUCUACAUCUCCUGCAACCUCCACAUCUCCUAGUCUCCGGGUUCCACCCAAAUCUCCUUUGCCACCAUUACGUUCUAAUUCUGAUCUGGUUGUAGACACAGAAACCGAGUCUGUAGUUGGCCAGCAGUUAGAGCACUUUCAGAAUCACGUCUUGGAGGGUAAAGAGAUGAGUUCCUCCAUGUUUGAAAAGAAUCUUCGUCAUAGCAGAACUAGAAAGCCCAAAGGACUGGAGAUUACUCCCACUCUGGUUAUUACUGGAAGUGAUCCCAGUCCACUGGGAAUACUGAGUCCUUCUCUACCAACUGCUUCUCUUACACCAGCACUUUUUUCACAGACACCCAUUUUACUGACACCAAGCCCCUUGCUCUCCAGUAUCCAUUUUUGGAGUACUCUCAGUCCAGUUGCUCCUCUCAGUCCAGCAAGAUUACAAGGUGCUAAUACCCUCUUCCAGUUUCCAUCAGUGCUGAAUACUCAUGGACCAUUUACUCUGUCGGGAAUGGAUGGGCCUUUCACUCCUGGCCCUUUCUCCCCAGAUUUGCAGAAGACUUAACAUACAGCCUUUUUGAAAAUGGACAGCUUGGACUAAAAAGAGAAGAGGUUUUAUUAAAAAUGGUGCAAUCCAGGUUUUAAAACACAGUUUUUAAUUCCAUAGAGACAAUUUACUUGGUUUUUGCUAUUCCCAGUUUAGAUGCCUUUGCAAAAUUCUCUUUAAGACAUAUGAGAAUUCAUAAGGAAGUGCCUUAAUUGUGGAGAUUCUUCUCCAGAGUUUCUAUCUCCCCUUACUGCUUCUUUUGAAUGAAGAAGGCUUCUUUUAACAAAGAACACAUUUUUGUAUUAUAAUGAGGUAUUGGAGAGAACAGCCAACUGAUAUCAGAUGGUUUUUGACUGAUAUCCUUCCAUUCCUUUGCUUUUUGUUUUUUAUGUUAAAAUAUGAUUUCAUGGAAGCUGGCAUUCCAAGAAAUACUUGGAAAGUGAAUAAGAAGAUUUAUUUUUUACAGUGAAUUCCAAUGACCUUAAAAGGUUUUAGCAUUGCAACUUAUAGUAGUGUAGAGUUGAGCAAAAAUUUUAAGAAUGGUUGCUAUGGAUAAGAAAGCUCUUUUUUCUUUGGCAAAAAUUGUCAUUUCAUCCUCACAUAAUAGUAUGGUAGUAUGGUAUUAUGUAUGCUUGAAUGGCAUAGUUCUACAUAGAUCAUGGAUUGAAUUGCUUUCAUCUUCCCAAAAUAUUUAAAGGUGUUAAUAUUUGAUAAGCCAAGUCAGGAAAAAUAAAAGCAAAUCCCUUGUUGUUUAAUAAACAAUUUAGCAGAUUGAACUAAUUAAAGAAACUGGCAGUGGAUUUAUGGUGGCACUGAAUUAAUAAGCAUUUAUUUGACAUGCAGUGGGUUAUUUUUGUCUUGCUUCUUGUUAAUAUUGUAUGUAAGUGUGACAUUUGGGGAGUGAACAUUUAUUGUUUGUUCUUUCUCCCUCUUUAAGAGGGAAAGAGACAUACCUUCUCUUGGCCACCUGCAUAUCUAGGUGUUCUUUGAAAUAUAAGUAGAUUGAAGUUUUGAAUAUUCAAGCCUUUAAAAUUAGAAGUGUGCCAUUAUUAGAAAGUAUUUUGAUUAAAUGUUUGAAACUAGAGGGGGAAAGCACAAAGUGGCACAUGCUGUUUGAAAUCUAAAAGGAGUAAAAUGAGGUUUUAGCCUGUACUUAAUCUUGUGGGAAGAUAUUUAUUGGAUAACAACUUUAGCAUGAUGGUAGUUGAGACUUCUUUGCAAACAUAUGGUAACAUAAUGAUGACUUGCUAAAGUGGGAGGCUUAUUUGGGGGCCUAGAAAGUGAAAGUAAAAUGGAUAGAUCUAACACCACUAAUAGUAGUUAUCCCUCAGUUGAAUUUAAAGAAGAUUCACUCUUUCUACAUAAUAUUUAUAUUCAGGCUUUGCUAUAUUUCAGAAAACACUCUAAAUCUUGUCGCUUCAAUAGCUUGUUAGAAAGUUGAAGUAGAUAUCAGUAAAGCAUUAUAAUCCUUUUUUCUUUGUCGAGGUGGGCUUGGUUUGAAAAGGGCGAUCAACCUGUGGGUUUUGAUUCAUAUACUUAUUCUGAACAGGCCUCAGAAGUUGAUUGGUAUGCAGUAGUGCCUCAGGGUAACAUAACAGACUAAAGUAGGAGACAUUUGCUGAUUUGUCUGCAUUAAACUGUAUUUGGUGCCCUUGACCAGGCAGGGAUUCAAAAGGCCCACUCCUAUCUCUUCUUGUACCUAAUUGAGUAUAUGGUGAUCUAUUUCAGUAUAGACAUGCAAAUCAUUGAUGGCAGGUAGCAAGAGAGAGUCAGUUUGGUUUAGUGGUUAGAAAUCUAGAAAGAAGAUGUGUCACCUUAUCUAUUAAAACCAAUUGGGUGAUCUUGGGCCAGUCAGUCUCUCUCUCUCUCAGGCCAACUUACUUCAAGGUUUGUUGCUUCUUCGUAAAAAUUAUAAAGGUGGGAUUUGUUGUUGCUAAGUUGUGUCUGACUCCUUGUGACCCCAUGGACCACAGCAGCCAGGUCUCCUGUCCUCCACUAUCUCCUGGAGUCCUUCCAAAAUUACACUCAGUGUGUUGCUGGCACUAUCUAACUAUCUUAUUCUCUGCUGAUUCCUUCCCCCUUUGCCUUCAAUCUUUCCCAACAUCAGGGGCUUUUCCAAUGAGUCCUCGCUUCUCAUUUGGUGGCCAAAAUAUUUAAGCUUCAGCUUCAAAAUGCGUAAGUAAAAAUAAACAAAAAAGUAGAUAACUUGCAUUCUUAGAAAGGACUGGCAGAUUCCAAUUAAAUGUUAAAAAAAUAAUAUCUGAUGGACUGAACCAUUUGCAUGGAUGCUUCAACACCUAGACUUUCUCAGCCAGCAUUGGUUGGGAAAUUCUUGGGGUUGACGUCCACACAUUUGAAAGUUGCCAAGGUUGAGAAACACUGGCCUGAAUGGCUUCUGCUUUCCUUGGGAGUCUCCCUUUUCCAGCAUUGUGCUUUCCUAUGUCGUACAAGGAGCAACUGGUAAUAAUACAUGUAUUUAGGUUUGCAAGUGAACCAAAACUUAGAUCCUCCUGAAAGUAGUUUGUUUAUCCUAGUUUCACAAGCUAGUCCCAAUGUUCUCAGAAAAAAAUGUUCUGCUAUAAACCACUGCCCUUCUUAUGCUAAGAUCUAGGUAUAGCGUUUCCGUUUUUAGUGACUUAACAGAACUGUCUUUUUAUUUUACGGGAGAUUUAGGUGUAGAGAAAUUUUGAAUUUCUCUCUUCUUGCUUCAUCAUCAAUAAAUUAUUUUUUAUUUAAGAAUGAGCUUUGGGAGCCAGAACGGGAGGUGACUACUAUAUUUGGUAUGGAAGAUAACAGCCUUUAGCCAAUACAUAGCUGCAUUACCUAGAGAAGCUUCCCUCUAUAUUAAAAAAAAAAAAAAACCCACCACAUUCCCAUUUGCAAACUUUUCUGUGAUUUAUUUAGAGAGAUACUUUAUACUGGUCUACUUCCAGUAGACCUGCUAUUUUCUUUUUUUAAUUUCAUAUGCUUACAUUUUGUAUAAAUUUUUUGUUCUAUUGCAACUGUUCACCUAGAUACUUCAUUGCUAUUUUACUACAUUUAGUAAAUGUGAAAACUCUACUCUGACUAUCGAGGAUGGAGGAAAUGCAGGUAGAGAGAGAGUAAAGGGUUAACCUCCAUUUUACACCCCAGAUAAUAUAGAAUAUUUUAAUUUCCAGAUCUAGAUUUUAUUUUGCUUUUCAUGUAUGAUUUCUUUAAUUGUGUUAGAUAAUAAACAUUUUCAUGUUUUCAGCUUCUAGAUCAUGUUAACAAACACAUUAGUCAGAUGAUAUCUUACUUAGAUAUGAUUACUGAUUAAGAAAUAUCUGGUACUUUAUUAACUUUUCUUAAUGCUGUAUUUUCUUUACCUGAUAAUUAGAGAAAACAAUGAUCUCUACAUUUAUCUUUACAAUAUUAUUUUAUAUGUUAGCAUGAAUUGAUAUUCAUAGGUUUUUACCUAAUCAGUUAGCGUUUGGACAAAUGUUGAGACUCCUAAAUAAUUCAUUAUAUAAAAUUUUUGCUACUCUUCUAUUGCAUUUUUAUAUGUAAUCACAUAUAAACAAUAAUUCAUUCAAAAGAUCUCAAUAGCCUGUCCAGAUUAUACUUGUUAGAGCUCUAUGUUUUUAAAGGGAAUACUAAAUUGGAUAUUACUUUUCAAGAAUUAAUGUAAGCAGUGAAAAUUUUAUCUUUCACAAACUACAUUUGUGAAAUAUCCCUUCUCCACCUCGUAACUGGUAUGAAAACAGAUUGUGAGAGGUCCUAAAGUAAAUAUUAAUGUGAGGAAAUGCCAAAGAACUUUUAAUUCUCCUUUGCUGUCAUGCUAAUGUUUUGUGAAUGUAAAUCAGUGACAUUUUAAUUUAAUAACCAAAUACUUCCUUAAGCUUGUUGAUAUUUCCAAAUUUUUGUUUAGAAAGAAGCAUUAGGAUAAUACUCAUGGUACUGGAAAAAAGUGAGGUAUAGGUCUUAAGGGCUAGAGUACUUUUUCAAAAUAAAAACUGGCAUUAACUAUCAGUAAUUAUCAGUGAGUGAGUCAAGCUGGUGUAUGUUUACUUGAGUCCCACUGAUUUUAAUAAAUAUGAAUAUGUUAUAGAACAUAGCCAUCUUGAAGAAGUUAAAAGUGAUAAAGCUGGUUUUAUGGCUCUAGAUCAGAUGUGAUGUGACCAGUCUGCUGGUUGUAUGUGGCCCCUGGCAAACCCAUAAGAUAAUAAUAAAUAUUAAAAAAUAAAGGAACUUUGUUAUUUAUAUACAGUAAUUAUAUUAUAUAUUUUAUAUGCAGUCCAAGACAAUUUGUCUUCACUCAAUGCAGCCUAGGCAACUAUGGUUGGAAAACUUCUCUAGAUCACACAUGUCAAACUCAUGUCACGUUGCCGUUACGUGACAUAUCGUGACAUUUUUUCCCUUCGCAGAGCUGGGAUGGCCUAUUCAACGGCAUCUAGCCGUUGGCCAUUAGAUUGACGCUCCUGCUCUAGACUCAUUAAUUAGGAUUUGCACUAAUGCUAAGAGUAUCUUGACUUUUUCUUUGAAUAGCUAUUUGCUUUUUAUUUCCAGAAAAAAAAUGCUUCUGAAAGUAGCUCAAAAUGCUACUAUCAAGACUUGACUGAUCUUGACAAAAUCUGAACAUAUGUCAGACUAUGGAACUGCUGCCAUGAUAUGGUAGUUGCUGAGCAUUGUUUAAGAGUUUUCUUUUCAGAUCACUUUUACAAUGUUUUGCAAUGUUAUUAAUCAGAGUGAUGAAGCUAAUUCUAUUGCUUGGAGAAAUUGAUACCUAAGGCAAUAUUUUGUAGAGUUAAACAAUUGUAAUGAUAUUCAGAUUGCUUUAUUAAACGUGAUUGAAAGGUACUGCACUUUAUGGCUGCAGUUUUUAAAAUGAGUUGCACAUUCAAGGUUUCUAAUACUAUAGAUCAUUGUGUCAUAUUUCUCUAUUUAUUAAAACAUAAUUUUGAAGCUAUCAUCAUUUUCUCCAAAAGUAUCUUAAACCAAUUUUCUAAUGAUGAGUUAAAGGGUAGCAUUACUCAUACAACUGGGUCUGUCAUAUAAAUAACCUGAAUGGUUGAAAUACCGUAGUUGUUACCAUAUGAAUGUAUCUUUGCUUGAAGCAGCUUUUUUACAUUUGCAAAUGAAAUAUUUUAUUUAAUUGGUUUAGUAUCAUUUAUUUUCACGCUGUUGAAAAAACAUUGGCUCAAAAUAAGAUUUCUGUGUAAUGAUAAACCUCCAAAGUUGUAUAAUUAGUGCAUUCUUCAGUGUGAGCCUUAAUUUGGAAUCAUUUUGCAGAGAUUAUUAGAAAAAAAAAAUCUGUGGAUUUCACCAAAGAUUUUACUAGUCCACGAUCAGUCACAAUGUACUAGGAAGACCAGAAACACAGCUUUAAGGUAAUAUGAGGUUGAGAAGUGGAAUUGAGAGGAAGGUCCAAUAGAUAUGCUGCUUUGGACUCUUGAAAGAAACGUAAAAUAUAAAUAAAUAGAUUUCAUUGUGGCCCUCAAUUAUAACUGAAUACCCAGUUAUUCUUGUCCCAAUUUUACUGUAUCCCAUUUCAAAGCCAUCUUAAACUCUGAUAUGGAGCAAGUUCCUUAAUAUUACUUGUGCACUGCAUUAAUAACUGGAAGUUUUUAUUUUAAAACUGUCUUCAUAUCUUGUUUUAUUUUUUGUCUUUAAAUAAAAACUGUCUUUAGUAUGCCUUGUGUAAUUAGGGAAGAAGUAACAAAGUUUUCCAAUAGAUCCUUUAAGCUGCAAUAUUUUGUUUUUGGUAGUGCUUUAAGUUUAGUUGAUAUUUGGUAUCUCUCUGUUCAGCUGCACAGGAUUUUAAAUACUAGAGAUAUUAGAAUAACAAAAUACUUGCUAAUAGAUCCUUUAAGCUGCAAUAUUUUGUUUUUGGUAGUGCUUUAAGUUUAGUUGAUAUUUGGUAUCUCUCUGUUCAGCUUCACAGGAUUUUAAAUACUAGAAAUAUUAGAAUAACAAAAUACUUGCUAAAACAUGUAUGAGAAAGCCUCUUCUUCUAAAUCCAGUAACAAUGUUUGUAUUUUAAUGUAGUUACCAAAUGAUUUUAUGUACACAUAGUGGUUGUGAAGAGGUUUUUUUUAAAUAUUGUUUCUAUUCACAGUUGACAUGUUCAUGCAUGUUGUAAGAAUAUACAAGGGAAAAUCUAGGUGGUGGAGGAGUUGAAGAAAUUAGACUAGGCCUUGAUGUAUAUGUUGAUAUAACAAGCAUUUUUCAGAAAUGAAAGCUGACACAAUUAAAUAUUGUUGAAGUACUUCAAGUGCUUCACAAAUGCUUCUGCUAGAAUGCUGUUUGGCUAGUACCUACACUGCAACUGCAAUUAGUGGAGUUCUCUGUAAGGGAUUGGUAAUCAUGAAACCUACUAUGGAAUCUCUGGCUUAUGUUGAUGAAUGAAAGCUACUUUGUUCGAUUUGCUCUGGUAUUUGCUAAUGUUCCUGCAAUUGCCAUUUUAGUUUACAAACAUGUGCAGCACUUGGUUUUUGUUCUUUUCUAUUUCAGUGAUUAUUUUUGCCCAGCAUAUAUACUGCAGACAAAAGUGGAAUUAUCUUAAUUUUGGAGAAGAUAAUCCACUAUGAUGGUUAGUUCAGAAAGAAUGAGAGUGGGUGAGGCCAGGUUCUUGAGCUUUUUCUUAGUGCAAUUGCCUAGUGGAAAACCUUCACAGCUUCCUGUGGCCUUUGUAGGGCCUUUAAAGGAUAUAAAAAUCAGUUCUAGCUUCUCUUCCCUCAUACUAUGCCCUUAGGUAAAUUCUCAUGGGUUUGGAUGUAUUCUGCAAUACCCAUGUUGGUACAUCUAUGGGAUGGGUUGGAAAUAUUAAGGAUUUCUUAAUAUUUGUCAGACAUUCAGCCUUUUGCCACAAGACUCAAGUGAAUUUAUCUAGGGAAGUGUAGCUUCUUGUUCCUUUAAAAAAAUGAAAACCUAUACGUUUUAUAUAUGUAGUAUAUUACCAUUGUGUAAAAUAAUGUUAAUAUAUAAUAAAAUUGCAUGAAUAGCCAAAGUUCUAAGUAAGUUUUCAGUGUUAUUUUCUUGAAUACAAGCAUAUUUAGACAAGGCAUUAGGAAGACUUUUAUAAUCUUAAGGUGUUUAUAAGAAAAGAGAAAAAUAUGUAUCUUCAAUAAUAAUUUUAAUUACCAAAUCUGAUUCAGAGCUUUGCAAGGUUAAUCUGACAUUUCUCAUGCACAGUUUGGAGGCCUAAUUGCUUAAAAAAAUGAUAUAUUAGUUACUGCACAUCCUAACAUAAUGAAGUUCCUUGAAAAAUCAGUCUGUUUUUUUUCUAUUAUUAGAUUUUUUGCAAGAAAAAAGUUAUGGCACUCUUUCUUUUUACAAGAGUUGGGGAAAGUGUUAAAUAUUUUCUUUAAGAACUGAUUGAGGGAUUUACUUUGUCUAAUAAUGUAGAUUUGUUUUAAACGUUGUAGUAAAUCAUGUUAAUAUGUAUGUGCAAGAAGACUUACAGAACAAUUGUAUUUUUAAAAAUAAAUAUUUUUUAACAAAAAAUUAUCUUGGAAUAUUAUUUUCUUCCAUGGUAGACAGAAUAUGCCACAACAGUACAAUUUAAAAAUAUUUUGCCAGAAGUGAAUCUUAUAGCCUGCUUCUAUGGUACUGUUCUUGAAUUUGGAUGUAAUUAAAUGACACAUAUUCAUCAUAGAGUACCCUAUUGAAAUCUGAGGCUUCUAAAUUAAAAUACUACUGUAUUGUUGGGAUUCAGUUUGAAAAUCUUGCUUUGCAAGAAGAGAACAAACCCUCUUUAAUAUAUCUUUAAUGUUUUCAGAGAUAUUUGCAGAUUAUGAUUAUUUUAUGGAUAGUGAAGAUUGCCCUCUCAAAGAAAUAAGACCAGAGAAAUAAGUGUAAAGGAUAUCCUGUGGCAAUGAUAAGCAUAUGACUGCCAAAUCAAAAUGUAACUAGCGCCUCUCCUACCUCUCAGAAUUGGCUCUGAAGGUCUUGAUGAGCAACAAGGAAGCAAGCAAGCAAGCAACCAACCAGGCAAGGUGACUGUGUCUUCUGAGGUUUCCUUUUGGAUUGCAGUGUGAAACGAUCUAGCACCAAGGGCUGAAUAUAGUCCCCUUUCACUAGAUUGGGAUUAUUUUGUCCUAUUUAUAUACCUUGGUUUUAAAAUGACUGAAUCCAAAUCCCUUUCUUCCUAUGUUUCCAAUAACUGAUCAAUGCAGUGUUUCGUUUUCAUAUACCAUAUAUCAGUUAGAGCAGGCUUCAUAUCUAUUUCACAGCCUCCCAGUUGCCAAGUUCUCAUUGUAGAUUGUGCUACUUUGUCAAUGUGGCAAAGUGCUUCAGUGGGUGGUAGUUUAUAAAUUCCAGACUUUAGUAGGUGAAACUGACUUUUUAGAUCCAUUUCAGUCUGGUUUCAGGCCUGAUUAUGGAAAAGGAAGUCAUCCUGUAGGAUGACUUGGACCUCUCAGUGGCUUUCAAUAGCACUGAUUGAUAUUCUCCUAGAACUAUCAGAGUUGGGAAGCACACAGUACUAGAAUGAUUCCAUUUUAUUUGACCACUUCAUUAGGAUUUCCAGAAAUCCAGAAGGAUUUAUUAAAUGUAUACGCUAUUCAACUCCCGACGACUCUGUGUGAUUUCUGCCUCAUGGCGGUUGGCUGUCUGAACCUUUCAGAGCUCAGCUAUGUUUUUUAAUACCUCCAUCAAUGGUUCUCAACCUGAGCAAAUUUAAGAUGUGUGGAUUUCAACUUCUGCUCUGACUAGGGAAUUCUGGGAGUUGGAAGUCCACACAUCUUAAAAGUUCCUGAGGUUGAGAAACACUGAUCUACAUAUGACUGCUGGGAGAGUGUAAGAUGAGCAUAUGUCAGUCAUUAAUAAGCAGAUGACAUUCAGCUCCACCACUCCUUUUUAUCUAACCAGGUGAGGUGCUUGGUGUUCUAAACUAGUGGUUGGCAAGAAAUGGACUAGAUGAUGGCCAAUAAACUGAGACUUAGUAUAGACAAGACAGAAAUCCUGUUUAUGGGUGGCAGGUCUGUCCAGCCAAAUGGUGCCCUGCCUGUCCUAAUGGGUGUCUGUACUUCAGGUUAUUUCUCAUAUGUAUCCCAGGCCUUAAAGUCAUCCCAUGAGGCUCUCUAGGUCUCCUCCAACAGGUCUUUACAAGGGAGAGAACUUUUUCUGUGGUGGAUACCAAUUUAUGGAUCUUUUCCCAAGAAAGCUGGACUGGCACCCCCGUUUGCAUCAUUUAGUUCCAGAUAAAGACAAUGUUUUUCUUUUCCAAGGCUCUUCAAUUGAACUUUAAUUCUAUUUCUUUGAAUUAUUUUUGUGCAGCUACUAGUGUUUUUGUUUUUAUGUUAUUUGAUUUGAUUUUAUUUAUUUAUUUUUAUUCAAAUUGUAUUUUUAGUAUAAACCACCCAAAAACCUUUGGCUAUUGAGCAGUCUAGAAAACAAUGAAUAAAGCAACAAAUCAGGU